UUUGGUCAACUCCAGGGCUUCAUGAGGAAAUUGAAAGAGGGGACUCCCAACCAUGGGGACAAGAGGACCAGAGGUACCAGGAUUUGGUGAAUGAAUUCAUUCAGGAGUACAACAUGAAGUCCGGAUCAGAAAACCUCUUUCGACUCUCAAUCCUGAAUCUGCCGUCUGGGGAAAACAAUGAUGCUGCUGCUCCUCGACUUCUGAGCUUCACCAUGAGGGAGACCGUGUGCCCCAAUACUGAAAAUCGCAAUCCAGAUGAAUGUGACUUCAAGGAAAAUGGGGUGGUGAAAGAAUGCCUUGGAGCCAUUGCCCUGGAUUCUCCUAAGCCCUCUGCUAUUUCCUGUGAUGGGCCUGAAAAGAUCAAGACAGUUGGAAUUUUCAGAAAUAUUUGGAACACAUUGAGGAGACUGGGUGACAGAAUUAAGAACCGUAUUAGGGAUGGAAUUACUAAUGGAAUUAACAAAUUGCUCUUAUAAGAAAUGAGACUCUUUUGUGAGACUGAGCUUCGGUUUUAAGGUCUUCAUCUCCUCAGAUUAAUAAACUCCAGUUUUAUUCUCUCUGCCUCCAUGUUUUCUUAGACUUCCUCUCCAUUCAGCUCAUUUCUGGCUGAACAUUGAAGUACUUAUCAUGUACUUGUA
Messenger RNA from Phascolarctos cinereus (koala), 638 nucleotides. RefSeq names its product antibacterial peptide PMAP-37-like. Gene Ontology annotation, cellular component: extracellular region. Lineage: Eukaryota; Metazoa; Chordata; Mammalia; Diprotodontia; Phascolarctidae. Gene Ontology annotation, biological process: antimicrobial humoral immune response mediated by antimicrobial peptide; innate immune response; defense response to Gram-negative bacterium. Gene Ontology annotation, molecular function: lipopolysaccharide binding. The record is from RefSeq and is a predicted model, not a curated record.